Messenger RNA from Apis dorsata (giant honeybee), 459 nucleotides. RefSeq lists its product as uncharacterized. Bases 139 to 459 code for a protein of 106 amino acids. The record is from RefSeq and is a predicted model, not a curated record. The transcript has 4 exons. Lineage: Eukaryota; Metazoa; Arthropoda; Insecta; Hymenoptera; Apidae.
UGCAAAAUUGCAGCAUUGGAAAAACUUUCGACGUACUAUCAUGGCGUUUCCAUUAAGUCAGCGUCCACGAAUGUGUUUGCAUUUGAAUAACACGCUGGCCGACACGAGCUUUUUCCACGAAUGUGUGCCACGAGAUAAAUGGACGAUCGGGACGUGGACCACCGAGCAGAUCGGGUUGUAAUUCCGCGGAUUCGAUUCUACCAGUCGAGAAGAGGAAUCGUAAGAGGAGAGAAAAUUACGGGACAUCUUUCUUUCCGGAUUCGCGACUGGGACAAGGAGCAUUUAAGAGAGUUGGUGGAAUUCUUCGAUCGGAUCAUGUUUCGAAACUUCGAUGACUACGAUAGAAGAAACUUAACUCUCGAAUAUGAUGCUUCCAAGGUAUCUCUAGAUCUUGAAUUAGAACUUUUAAUUUUUGAUCAAUCUCACAUUUUAUUUGAUGCAAGUGUCACUUGUGAUUGA